Molecule: messenger RNA, 1875 nt
Organism: Phaeodactylum tricornutum CCAP 1055/1
Lineage: Eukaryota; Bacillariophyta; Bacillariophyceae; Surirellales; Neidiaceae
Gene: ZEP3
Product: zeaxanthin epoxidase
Exons: 3
Coding region: 54-1727 (557 amino acids)
Molecular function (GO): FAD binding
Source: RefSeq, a predicted model, not a curated record
UCACACCCUUCACAAUCUCCCAGGUCGAUCGUGAUUAGAAAAAGAUUUGCAUCAUGAAAAGAUCUUGCAGUAUAGUCACAAUCCUAUACGUAGCCACCACGGUGAGGGCUUUUGCUCCCGCCCCACUGGUACAAUCAAGCUGCUUCUUCCAGAGACAACCCACUACAACGGCCCGCUUUGUUUCCGGCACGGCACCACCUUCGAGCAAUGUCGCCUCGGAAGAAAAGGUGGACGCCAUUUCUGAAGCGCACCGGCUCAAAGUGCUGAUUGCUGGCGCCGGAGUUGGUGGUCUUUCCUUGGCCAAGGUUUUGACCAAGAUGCCCACCAUGGAUGUUACCGUACUGGAACAAACGUCCGAAUUCAAACGGUUCGGUGGACCCAUCCAGCUCGCUAGUAACGCAAUGGAAAUUCUCAAACACAUGGACAAGCCAGUAUUCGACAAAGUCAUGGAGAAAUUUACCUUCACCGGUGACAAAGAAAACGGUAUUAAGGAUGGUAUUCGGACGGAAUGGUACGCCAAGUUUGAUCUCAAAACGCCGGCAGAAAAUCGCAACAUGCCGUAUACGGGUGUCAUAGAGCGACCAGAUUUGCAACAGAUUUUUUUGGACUCUUUGCCCAAAGGAACCGUUAAGAACGGCGAUGGCGUGGCUCGCUAUGAAAAAUUGCCCGAUGGCGGCGUCAAGGCGGUACUCAAGUCCGGGAAGGAAGUCUACGGAGACGUCUUAAUCGGGGCGGACGGCAUUUGGAGUGCGGUGCGGGCUACUAUGCGGGAUAGUCCAGCCAAAGGCGACGGUAGUGGUGCCACCUACUCGGGGUACACGGUUUUCGCUGGCGAAUUGGCGUACGAUUCCUUCGACAAUGGUCAAGUUGGGUACAAAGUGUACAUAGGACCAGGCCAAUACUUUGUGAUUACGGACAUUGGCAACGGCAACUACCAGUGGUACGCAUUUUUGGCACGACCCGCGGACAGUGCCUCCUCUACUGACAUGCCCGACGGUCAAUCCAAAUACUUACAAGAAAUUUUCGCGGGCUGGUCAGAGGAAGUUCACCACAUCCUCAGGGCUACUCAGGAGCAUGAAAUUGAACAGCGCGACUUGUACGAUCGUCCGCCGUCGGCCAUGAAACCAUGGACGGAUGGACCGGUGGCGUUGUUGGGAGAUGGCGUACACGCCAUGAUGCCCAACUUGGGGCAAGGUGGAUGCCAGGCGAUCGAAGAUGCUUUUGUCAUUGGACAAGAGCUCGGUUCAGCAACGAAGCGCAGUCAAAUUGUUGACAAGCUUCGUGAGUACCAACAGCGUCGUUUGAUUCGCUCGGCGGCCGUCCAAGGUUUAUCUCGUUUUGCCUCGGAUAUCAUCAUUCGUGGUUUCGAUACGCCAGCGAAAAUUUACCGUGACGAAAAUGGCAAAUUUCAGUUCGAAAAUUGCAAUUAUGCUGGAAUCGUUACCAAAAUUCUUCAACCGAUUCUGCCUAUCUUUUUUUCGGUUCAAUUCGCUUUUUUGUACGAUGGUUGGAAGAACGACAAGCAGAUCGAUUUCAAGGCUUUCCUCGGUUUUUCUGUGCUGGGUGGACUGAUCGUUUCUCUGGUCCUAUUUGAGCUUGCUGAAGCUGGUCUGGGCAUAGGCUUGGGUGCCGAAGCAUUGUUGGGGGCGGAAGGUCUGUUGGAUUUUGGAGGUAUUUCUGCCGCCAUUCAAGACUUCUUUCUUGGAGGUGGCGCAGCCGGUUUGUAAACGACUUUGCUCAAUACAAAAUGCAUUAUUUUCUCCUUGAGCUAGAUGAUUUGAUUUCUAGCUUACUUUUUUCACAUUCAGAUGGAGGAAGCUAUCAGACUAACAAGCACAACAGCAUUAACUUCUAGAUGCAAGCCUAGCAAAUCCU